This is a messenger RNA of Centropristis striata (black sea bass), 1766 nucleotides long. RefSeq lists its product as uncharacterized. The record is from RefSeq and is a predicted model, not a curated record. NCBI's taxonomy places the organism in Eukaryota, Metazoa, Chordata, Actinopteri, Perciformes, Serranidae. The transcript is spliced from 4 exons. The coding region runs from base 125 to 526 and encodes 133 amino acids.
AAUAGAAAUUGCACUCUGCUCCAGUGAGUUUUCCCUCCCAGCCUCACACCUGAAGAGAGCCGUCUCUGGACUGCAGGUUUACACUGUUUUUCUGACGCCACUUCCAUCUACAGAGCCUUAAAGGAUGGUAUUUGACUACAUUCCCGUUCUAGAGAUCUUCCUGGGCAUCAUGGGCUUCGGCCUGUCCAUCAUGUUCUGCACGACCUUCUGCAGGGCCUGCAGUCGCCUCAGGGAGGAGCAGAUAGAGAGGGAGGCAUGGAGACGCUCCGAGAUGGAGACACGUACUCCUCCGAUAUUUUUUAUCCCCUUCCAUGGAAGCAUUUCACAUGACGGCGAAGACCUUCCCAGGGUGCCUCGAUACAGCCAGGAGCUCCACACACCACCACAUUAUACCAAUGGUGGCUUCUGUGGGCCUCCACCUGCCUAUAAUGAGCUGGGACUGAAGCCUGAUGAUCAACCCCCUGCUUACACAGAGUAUAAUGUUCCUCACACAGACGCGGUCCAAGCAGCAGCAGCGUCGGAAUAAUAAGCCAGGACCAUCACUCUGCUUAUGGACAGUGUUCAUUAUUGAACUGCCUCAGGGACUUGAGUGAGCUGUUGCAGGAGUUUAUAAUGUUUGAAAGAUUCUUUUUAUUGGGAGCUUGUUUUUUUUUUUUAUUGUGGUUAAUGAAUGUGAUGAUGGCACAGAGGGGAUAAAAGCUGCACGAAUGGCACCAUGCGUAAAGCUACACUGCCAUGAGUAUACAGCACGUUAUCCGAGCCACUAAAACACUUACGACCCAAAAUAGAUUUUAUUCCCAUGUGUGAUGAGUGUUAAAAUAGGUUCUGUGUGCCUCAUUUCCCCACUUCUUAUCUCCAACAAUGAGGUUUUGCUUUUGAUUCUUCUUGUUUGCAUGUGUGCCUGUUUUUCUUUUUUUAUUAGGAGGAUCUAAAAAAUCACUUUAAAAGUAUUAGUUGAAUGAAAUUGGUGUUAAUUCAAAUGUGAAUGUAAAUCCAAUGGUGCCACUAUGUGGCCAUCUAUGAAGCACUUUGUUUUGGCUCAUGUCUCCUGAAAUGUGAGGAGUGGGUGCCAUUUUUUCCUCUCGAUUCACUUUUCCAGUGUUUUCAAUUUCAAUCAAAACUGUUUACACCACUUUUAAUCAAUUUUUCAAAUCUUCACAAAAUCCAACAUUAUAUAUUUGGACGAGCCGAAUAUGUAAUAUCACUUCCCUGGUUGCCGGAGCCUUGAAGUUGUGGCCUGAAAAUUUGAAAUUAUUAUUAAUAAGUGUUUUUAUAAUUCUGUGCAAUCCUACAUAAUUUAUUACAACCACAUGACAAACUAUGAUGGCCAUAACUCAGUAUUCACAUGUUGCAUGAUUUUCUUUGCACAAAUAUCCACAAAAUCUAAAUAUUCAUAGACAGGAUUAAGAUUUUUGCUAAAAAUCAUCAUCAUCUUCUCAGGUUAACUGUCUAUUACUAUGUGUAUUUAAAUGGAGAUUUUGAUUCCAAUGCUGAUUGAAAAAGUUGAAAAAUGGUUUAAAUCUCAGGACAAAAUGUAAAUAAUAAUUAUAGUAGCUGGUCUACAAACAGAUCCUUGAAUAGUAUAGGAAAAAUACUUGUGUCACUCCACUUAUAUAUAUGUAUAAAAUUAUUAGAAAUAUAGGCUGAAUUCAGAAAUCUACCUUUAUAUAUAUUUAAUUUUAUACCACAUUUCUAUGUAAAUACAACAUGUUCAUAAUGAUGAUAUUGUGUGUGCAUAUCGUAUGUUUUUCAACAAGCAAUAAACA